AUGGCCGGCAAGGCCAGCAAGUCUGGUUACACGGAGCCAGAACCGUCCGCUACCGAGCCGCCAUCCACAGCUGCGCCCGAUCUCAGCUCUGGCAACGCAGACCCUGCUCUCAAGGCCGAAGACAUUGAAGCGCUUGCCAACGAAGCACACGCAACGUCUCCUCAACCCGAGACUGUGGCCUCCACCGCAACCAAGCCAUCAGCUGCAGACGCAGCUCAGGAUGAUUCCGUCUCUCGCGGCUCUUCCGAGUCUGAUGACAAGGCUGUCACUUCUCCUCCUUCCAAAAAGGUCAACGGUAGAUUCAAGAAGGGCAGCAAGAACUCUCGUGGCAAGUUGGCUAGCUCAAAGCGCAGCAGCGAGGAGAAUGACACGAACGGCCACGACGACGCCGCCGCCGCGGAUGCCUCUGAAGAGGCUCACCAACCACCCGGCAUCACCGAUGCCACCACCGAAGCAAAUGAAAGUGACGUGCCUAGUGUGAUCAAUCAAUCCGCCGAAGUCAUGGAGGCCGAUGGUCUCCAAGCUGCUGAUGCGGAGCCAAGUACAGACUCUGUUGACAGCAGCGCUCAAGCAAAGAGCAUCACUACCAUCAAAGAGCUCUCACAGCUCGGACUCAGUUCCUUUGGUGACGGCGCUGAGGAUGAUAUUGUGGGACCCCGUCGCUCCCGCCGUGGCCCAGGAAUCUCGCCGGAUCCGAAAGCGCGCGUUCUGAAAACCGAGCCCGAUCUCGAUGCAAACACAUUACAGCGCGAAACAACACCGGCUGGAGACGAUGCAGCUGAGGAUGCCGCACUGGCAGCCCAAGGUGAUGCCAUUCAUGCCACGCCAUUGGAACAAGACACCAAAGCAGAAGUCGAGGACCCAAUAGCACUAAAAGAGGUAGCUACGGAGGCUCAAACAGAUGGAGAGCUCGAAUUCGAGGACGAACGACAGAACGCGUCUGCCGACGAAGCCAAGCCAGAGUCGAAAAUACUGACAGCAUCAAACGAAGACGAUGGCGAAGGCAUCGACGCCAACUAUGCAAACGCCGAUGACCACGAUGGCGAUCUGGGCGGCGAGGAGGCUGGUGACGAGGGCGUUACGCGAUGUGUCUGCGGUAGCGCCGAUGAGAACGUUGGCCUGAUGAUCCAAUGCGAAACUUGCAAGUGCUGGCAGCACUGCGUCUGCAUGGGCAUGCAGGUCGAAGAAGACUGCCCCGACGUCUACUAUUGCGAGCAAUGUCGCCCCGAACUCCACAUUCCGCUGCUGCGUUCGCUCGGCCUGCUCCCCAAGGCUUCAAAGAAGGGCACGGGCAAAGGCGGCACGAAGUACUCGGCGCGUGAGCUUAAGGAAGCCAAAGAGGCGAUUGCUCUGCUGGCGCAAGAGAACGCACGCAGACAACAAGCUGCUGAGGCUGCUGUCGCCUUCAGCUCACGUGACAGGAAGGCAAGCCACCACACGCGCAGCGAUGCAUCCAAGGAGGUCCCAAAGAGCCCAAAGAGACGCAGUACGAUGAACAGCCGUGAUUCCGCAUAUGGCGGCUGGGAGCCGAUCCCACCUGGCCUUCUCGCGGACGGCGAGGUCUGGGAUGGUGUAGAUGACAAGAAGGGCGGCAAGAAACGCAAGCGCGGUCUACCAGAAGACCACCUGGACAGCGCUGCCGGAACCCCGGAGGCGGGUGAAGGCGCUGCCGAUGCUACUUCUGCUUCUGAUGCAUCAAAGCGACGUCGCGUAAGCGCAGGAGCCGCCCUGGACCAAGAUGGUGAUGCUGAGAUGGACGAAGAUGAAAUGUCUGGGGCUGUGGACCAUACAGUCGCCGUGUCGCGCGACAAAAGCAGCAAGAAAAAGAAGGGCAACAACCAGUAUACAGUGCGUGAAGCCUCGGUCGCUCAUGAUGCCUCUGCAUCCAAGCCUCGCCAUCCAAACCAGUACACGUAUCGCAACAAGGAUCGCAACGGAGCAGCGACUGGUGCUCCGAACGGCCAGAAGACAGGCUCGAGCUCAACAUCAAACCUCACCUCGCAUUCACCGAGUCCUAGCCCAAGCAAAGGGCGCGCAGAGCAUGCACGUCGUGCAGCUGCGAGGGACGCUGGAAGUCAAGUGGGCACGCCUGCUCCGGGAGAGUCUGGCUAUGCAGGGCGCAGUGGGCAUGGUACUGCAGCAACGCAAUGGUCCCUCCCCGAGCAUCUCACGCAUCUGGCUUACUUACUCCCGCAAGCAGGCGGCUCUCGACAAGACUCAUCCAGGUCUUCCGGCCCCGCCGGAGAGAGUGGAUUGGCAAACGGCAGCACAUCUGCUAGCAAAAAAGGAUCGGUGUCUGCGAGUGGACAGACAAGUUCGGUGCCCUCCCCACCGGCAGGUGCAUCGUUUCCAACUCCUUUCCAGGUAUUUUCUUCGAUCGAGUCUUCCACCAAAGUGCGCUUCCCCAGUCGUCGAAUGACGAUGGGUGAGAUGCGAAAGCGAGUGCGCAACAUUGGCGAGUACGUGACGCGAAGCCAGAUCGAGGCGGUGGAGCGUGAGAAACGCAUGAAACUGCUCGGCAUUGUGCCUGUGUAUAUGGACGAGACGGACGAGGACGCCGAGGAUGGAGCUGAGGCGAUGCACCGCGAUGUCAAGAAUGCCGAUGCUGUCAACGCGGGCGGAAUGACUACGGAGCAGCACGCCAACCUGAUGGAUGGAAACGCGGAAGCGACAAAGGCAGAGGCACAAGCGAGGUUGGCCAAGCUGCCGCUGAGCAUGCGCUUAAUGGAGGAGUUGACACGAGAGCUCAUUCACUUCCAGCGGAAGUUUGGUGUGGGCCCGGGCAGCUACGGCAGCCUUGGCGUUUCGCACCAGUCUACGACGGUUAUUUGA
Mycosarcoma maydis (corn smut) is the source of this 2832-nucleotide messenger RNA. RefSeq lists its product as uncharacterized. The transcript has a single exon. Bases 1 to 2832 code for a protein of 943 amino acids. Gene Ontology annotation, biological process: negative regulation of rDNA heterochromatin formation; negative regulation of silent mating-type cassette heterochromatin formation. The record is from RefSeq and is a predicted model, not a curated record. Gene Ontology annotation, cellular component: Rpd3L-Expanded complex; Rpd3L complex. Lineage: Eukaryota; Fungi; Basidiomycota; Ustilaginomycetes; Ustilaginales.